AUGCGACAUCUAGGCGGGCUGCGCACCUUUGCUACCUCUCUUGCACGGACGCGAUCGCGUGCGCCGACGGCUGUCGUCAUGAUGAACAUGGGCGGCCCGGCGACGCUGGACGAGGUCCAACCGUUCUUGACGCGUCUGUUUCUCGAUCGCGACCUGAUGCGUUUGCCCUUCCAGUCGCAUUUGGCGCCGCUGAUUGCCAAACGCCGCACGCCCAAGGUCCAGGGCCAGUAUGCCAAAAUUGGCGGUGGGUCGCCCAUUGGUCGCUGGACACGUACGCAGGGUGACGCCAUGGUCCGCAUGCUUGACGAGCUGAGCCCCGCGACAGCACCCCACAAGGCCUAUGUCGCCUUCCGCUACGCUGCACCCCUUACCGAUGCCUGCAUGGAUGAGUUAGAACAAGACGGCGUGACCCGCGCGGUAGCUUUUACCCAGUAUCCGCAGUACUCGUGCAGCACCACGGGCAGCAGCCUGAACGAGCUGUACCGCGAGAUCCAGCGCCGCAAACAAGCGCAGUCUCCGGCUGGACGAAUUUCAUGGUCGGUUAUUGAUCGCUGGCCGACGCACCCCGGUCUUGUGCGUGCCUUUGCGAACCGUGUGCGCGAGGCAGCAGCCCAGUUCCCCCCCGAGGUCCGGGAAAACGUGCCUAUCAUGUUCAGCGCCCACUCGCUUCCUAUGCAGGUCGUCUCGGGCCGCGGGGAUCCCUACCCGGCCGAGGUCGCGGCGACGGUCGCAGCUGUGAUGCACGAGCUCGGCUGGCGCAACCCCUACCGAGUGACAUGGCAGAGCCAGGUGGGCCCGUCCGCUUGGCUAGGGCCCCAGACGGUCGAUACUCUCAAGGGCUGGGCCAAGCAGGGCCACAAACACGCCAUGGUCGUUCCUAUCGCUUUCACGAGUGACCACAUCGAGACACUCUUUGAGCUCGACAUCGAGCUACAAGAGGAUGCUGAGGAGGCAGGUAUCGAGCUGGUGCGCGCUCCCUCGCUCAAUGAUGAGCCGGUGUUCUUGCGUGCCCUUGCAGAGAUGGUCAGCGAACACUUAGGCUCUGACGGUCUCGGCACUGUGCCCUGGGCACAGGGACCGGGCAGCCGCCAGAUGGCGCUGCGUUGCCCUGGGUGUGUCAAUGCCGACUGUGCGUUACAGAAGGAGUUUUUCCUAGCGUAG
This is a messenger RNA of Malassezia sympodialis ATCC 42132, 1161 nucleotides long. It is a transcript of the gene HEM15, whose product is annotated as ferrochelatase HEM15. Gene Ontology annotation, biological process: heme biosynthetic process. Gene Ontology annotation, cellular component: mitochondrion. The record is from RefSeq and is a predicted model, not a curated record. Gene Ontology annotation, molecular function: protoporphyrin ferrochelatase activity. NCBI's taxonomy places the organism in Eukaryota, Fungi, Basidiomycota, Malasseziomycetes, Malasseziales, Malasseziaceae.